AUGUGCGGCGUGGUCGUGAUGGUCAUUCUCCGUGCGUCAGCGCUCUGCAACUUGCCCUCUGUUCAGUCGAAGCGGAUUUCCAGAGAGAGGUUCCAUGGCGGCCGGCGGAGAGUUCGUCGAAGGCUGGCUAGUGGCUCAGGUACUGGGCGAGGGGGCCUAUGGAGAUUGGAGAGGCGUUUCGUUACGGUCGCUCUACACGAUACACGGUGCAGGGUCCGGCUGCUGGUACACUCGCGGACCGGAGCCUCGGUGGCGCUAAAGGCGGUGAGGGCGGAGGCCGAGGGAGCUGAGGGCGGAGCCCGGGAGGCCGCCCUGCACCGCGCGCUCCGCCACCCGCACGUGCUGCGCUGCCUGGGCGAGCGGCGCCACGGCCGCCUGCACUACCUGUUCCUGGAGUACGCGCAGGGCGGGGAGCUGUUCGACCGCAUCGAGCCCGACGUGGGCAUGGCGCCCGCCGCCGCGCGCCGCUACUGGCGCCAGCUGCUGGACGGGCUCGGGUACCUGCACUCGCGCGGCGUCGCUCACCGGGACAUCAAACCCGAGAAUCUGCUCCUCGACGCUGAGGACCAGCUCAAGAUUUCAGACUUUGGCAUGGCGACGCUGUUCAGGCACGGGUCCCGCGAGCGCCUGCUGUCCCGCGUGUGCGGCACGGUCCCGUACGCGGCGCCCGAGGUGCUGCACGCUCCCUCCCGGCCGUACCGCGCGCCGCCCGCCGACGUGUGGUCCGCGGCGCUGGUGCUGCUCGCCAUGCUGGCCGGCGGUCAGUCCCUCGCCUCACCCGCUCACGACACACGUAGCCACUCCUCGCCGUGUUACAUGUCUAGUAUUGAGUGGCUCCAUUUCCAAUGUGUGUCCUUUCUAAAUACUAAGAGGAACGUUUCUGUUCACGCCCCUCCUAUCACUAUCAUGAUCGUGGGAGCAGUCUCCCGUGUUCGUUCCACAGCAUGCGUCUCUAUCACUAACCCGCACGUCUGUCGUCUCGUCUGGGCGAGUCCCGUCUCUUUGGUAUCCUAG
This is a messenger RNA of Danaus chrysippus (African queen), 1014 nucleotides long. Lineage: Eukaryota; Metazoa; Arthropoda; Insecta; Lepidoptera; Nymphalidae. The record is from the annotation of a GenBank genome assembly.